AUGGAACAGCCCGAGGCUCAGCUUCCAACCCACGAUAACCCACCGUACAGCAGAUCGGCCCAACAGGAGCCCUCAUUCGCUGUUCAGUCAAGGCUGAGUCAAAUUGAACACCUCCAAAACAACUUAAGCAACGUCACUCUCGGCACCCCCCGCUCCUCUACCUCCUUCGCAGCCACAUCGAACCGCCGUGCCUCCACUCGAAACUCCUCACAGUCAUUUCGCCGUCAGAAUCCCGCGAUUCCGACCCAGAAAAUCUUCUUGAAAUCCUAUCUUACCCACCCUCUUGCCACCAAGACUCCCCCAUCCACUCUCGCUUGUCCCUUUUGCCGGGCCCCCUUCUACCUCCGCAAUAAAACGAACCAGGCAGUGCAAAUCCAGCGCUGCUCACAUUACGUGCAUUACGAGUGCCUCAUUGACCAUUUCCGCAGUCGCGAUAGCAGCGUCGGAUUGUGUCCUCAGUGUGGCGAUGUAGUGUGCACGCGCAGCCUUGCGGAGCGCCUCGAUACAGACCGAGAAGCAAUAUUUGGAGUCGGCGGAUUCAAAUCCUUGGACGGAGUCGUUGAGGUGUUCAUUCCACAUACUGCACAGAAUGGUGGAGUUGAGAUCGGAGAUACGAUACUUUGCGCCAGCGAGGAAGAAGUAGGCACAGUGCUUAUGCGGGUUCUUAAGUUUGAUGUAAGCCAAAGUUUGGCCGGCGAGCUACAGCGCUGGAGAAGCGAGGGGGGAGAAGUGAGCUGGGGGAACAUUACAACGAGUGCGUCGAGGAGGUUUCGAAGCCGCGGCUUUCCUUUGCUGGAGCUUCGUUUUGUGGUUGAUGAUGAUAUCUUCUUCAAUUUUCUGGUUUUUUCGGAGAUAUUGAGGGCGCUUUACAGCGAGCGCGCCGAGGCUGGUGCAGAUGUGGAAUGGGAGUUGGCGAAGAGGGAUUUGGAGAGGCUGAGAAGCCGAUUGAGAUUGGCGAAAGAGGUCUUCGACCGACAGAUAUGGGUAUGGGGGGAGCAGAAUGAUGUGCGGACUAGGGGCAGGUAUAUUGCUAAGGAUGCACAUAGCAUUGCCAUGAAGACCCUAGCAUCUGCAGGUAGAUAG
Periconia digitata is the source of this 1083-nucleotide messenger RNA. The record is from the annotation of a GenBank genome assembly. NCBI's taxonomy places the organism in Eukaryota, Fungi, Ascomycota, Dothideomycetes, Pleosporales, Periconiaceae.